Myxozyma melibiosi is the source of this 3420-nucleotide messenger RNA. RefSeq lists its product as uncharacterized. The coding region runs from base 153 to 3305 and encodes 1050 amino acids. NCBI's taxonomy places the organism in Eukaryota, Fungi, Ascomycota, Lipomycetes, Lipomycetales, Lipomycetaceae. The record is from RefSeq and is a predicted model, not a curated record. The transcript is spliced from 2 exons.
CGGAGGAGGUCCGAAGUUGCCCAGAUCGGCAAAAUGAUUUGCUGUUGAAUAAAUACCACCUGCUUUCUCUCUUCUCUUCUUCUUCUUCUUCUUCUUCUCUAUCUGAUAUCUACUCCCUAUCGAUAUCAUCUCUACUUCACGCCAUCUCAGUCAUGCCCCCCUCUGUCGCUGUCGCUAAACCCGACUCCCUCGACUCCUUCGGGCGUCCCCUCGACCGCCCGCCCUUCGUCCAAGACACCCUCUACACCGUCGACGACCUUGUCCGCAGCCGUGCAAAGCACUACCCCGAUGUCCCCAUCCUCGCAUAUCCCUCCUCGGACUCCUCCUUGCUCGACUACUCCCACUACACCACCGCAGACCUCAGUCGCUUCGCCGACGAGGCCGCAUAUGCCUACCUUCGCGCUGGCAUCCAGAACAUCGCCCCCAUCUCCACCUCUACUCCCCCUGUAGUCGCCAUGCUCGCCCCCUCCGACAUGGACUACAUCGUCACCAUGGUCGGCCUCGUCCGUCUCGGCUACACAGUCCUCAUGCUCUCCAACCGUCUCCCCGCAAACGCAAUCGACUCCCUUCUCACCGCGACCAAAGCCGAGCUCGUCGUCCAUGCCUCCGCCUUCGUCCCCGUCCUCAAAGAAGUCGCCGCCCUCCGUCCUGACGGACUCAAGACUAUCGACAUCAUCUCCCGCAAGGACUGGGACCCUGCCGUGCCCUCUCCUUCCUCCGACUGGCCUCUACGCGGCCCCGCCGAUGCUCUCAAAAACUGCUUCAUCAUCCACUCCUCCGGCUCUACCGGCCUGCCCAAACCCAUCUUCCAGACCCACCAGGCCGCCAUCAACAACUACGCCUCCUCGUUCGAGAUGAAGGGCUUCAUCACCCUCCCCCUCUACCACAACCACGGCAUCUCCUCCUUCUUCAGAGCAGUCUACGCAAACAAGGAAAUCACCUUCUACAACGGCAAGCUGCCCCUCACCGGCUCCAACCUCACAAAGGUCAUGCAGCUCGCCAAGCCAGAGGUCUUCUACGGCGUGCCCUACGCCCUCAAGCUCCUCGCAGAGUCAAAGGCCGGCAUCGAAUGUCUCGCAAACUGCAACCUCGUCCUCUACGGCGGCAGCAGCUGCCCUGAUGAGCUCGGCGACCGCCUCGUCGAUGCGGGCGUAUAUCUCUGCGGCCACUACGGCUCUACCGAAACCGGCCAGCUUCUCACUUCGCUCAGACCGAAAGGCGACAAGGCAUGGAACUACCUCCGUCUCAACGGUCCCGUCAAGGACUACGUGCUCAUGGACGAAAUCUCCCCCGACGUCUACGAGUGUGUCUGUCUCGACGGCUGGAAGUCAAAGGUCGUCAGCAACUCUGAUAACCCGCCCAACAGCUUCCGCACCAAGGACCUCUUCUCGCGCCAUCCGACCAUCCCCGACGCCUACAAGUACCUCGGCCGCGUCGACGACCGCGUGACGCUCAUGAAUGGCGAGAAAGUCCUGCCGAUCCCAAUCGAGCACCGCAUCCGUCAAGACAUCCACGUGCAAGAGUGCAUCGUCGUCGGCGUCGAGCGCAGCGCGCCCGCGCUGUUUAUCAUUCCCAGCGACGCAACCGUGUCGAUGACCGAAGAGCAAGUCAUCGACGCCGUCUGGCCCGCCAUCGCAGACGCAAACGCGCACGCGGAGGCGUUCUCGCAAAUCACCCGCGAGCUCGUCCGCGUGCUGCCGUAUAAUGUCGAGUACCCGCACACCGACAAGGGCACCAUCAUCCGCGCGGGCUUCUACAAGGCCUUUGCAGCCGACAUCGAUGCCCUGUACAGCAGCUUUGAGGGCGGUGAGGGCACGCUUGCGCUCAGCGUGCCCGAGCUGGAAAAGUAUCUGUUUGAGCUUUUUACCGAGAGUCUGCACGUCAACCUCGAAGACGCCUCCUCGGACUUUUACUCGUUCGGCGCCGACAGUCUGCAGGCAAUUCGCGUGUGGAGUAUUCUCAAGCGCACGCUCGAUCUCGGCGGCAAAGCAGACCAGAUGAGCCAGAACAUUGUGUUUGAGACUGCAAACUGCAAAGCGCUCGCGCGCUACCUCUACUCUCUGCGCACAGGCGAGCAAGUCGCCGAGGACGACGACGUCGCGGCUAUGCAGGAGCUGUAUGAGAAGUACUCUGUCUUUACGCCGCAUGUCGCUGGAACUUCUGUCCCGGAUGGCGAGUACGUGAUCAUCACGGGUACGACUGGUUCGCUUGGUGCCCACGCGCUUGCUCAGGCUCUGCGUCUGCCCAACGUCAAGAAGGUCUACUGUCUAGUGCGCGCUGCGUCAGACAAGGACGCGCGCGCACGCGUGAUUUCGAGCUUGACCUCUCGCGAGAUUGUCGUCUCGGACGACGACUUGAACAAGAUGGAGGCCUAUCCGAGCGACUUUAGCCUGGCGAACCUCGGCCUUGCCGACGCGGUUAUCGAGGAACUCAGGUCCAAGCUGACGACCGUCAUCCACAGCGCGUGGGCGGUGAACUUCAACAUUGGCGUGCGCAGUUUUGAAAAGUACCACAUCAACGGCGUGCACAACAUGAUCCAGCUCUGUCUCGACACUACGACCGCCGCGCCUGCCAAGUUUUACUUUUGCUCGUCGAUCUCUGUCGCUGCUGGCACGCCGCUUCCCGCCGUCAUCCACGAGGCUCCGAUCGACAAGUUUGAGCACGCGCAAAACAUGGGCUAUGCGCGGUCGAAGCUCGUGACUGAGCACAUCGUCGAGACGGCGGGCAAGGUGUACGGCGCGCACGCGCGCGUCUUCCGCAUCGGCCAGAUCGUGGGCGACAGCGUGAACGGGAACUGGAACGACACCGAGGCUAUUCCGCUGAUGAUCCGGUCUGCAAUCACGUUGCAUGCGCUGCCUAGGCUGGACGAGACGCCGGCGUGGUUGCCGGUUGACUGCGUCGCGCGGUCGAUGCUCGAGCUGUCGGGUGUUUUGAACGACGGCGUGCCGCCCGAGGACUCGCCGGAUGUGGUCUACCACAUCAACAACCCGUACACGUUCCGCUGGACGGAGGACUUGCUGCCAGCUUUGAAGCGGGCGGGAUUGCAGUUUAAGGAAGUGAGUCAGCGGGAGUGGGUGCGUCUUCUGCGGGAGGAAGGGGACCAGGACCCGGUGCGGAAUCCGACGGUGAAGCUGCUGGGCUUUUUUGAGGAAAAGUACGAUAACGACAAGCCCGGACGGAAGGGUCUCGUGCUGGAGACGCAGGUGACUGCCGAGAAGAGCGAGGCGUUGAAGAACGCGCCGGAGCCGGUUGGGAGUGGGUUGAUUGAUUUGUUUGUGAAGAAGUGGCUCGAGAAGUGGGUUUGAGUCAGGUUGUGUUUCAGGAUAUUAUGUUUGUUUUGUUUUUCUGAUUAGUUAUAAGGAUAGAAAAUACAAUUGAGAUAUUGAAUAUGAAUGCAAGAAGGAAGUAGAAUUGCCGAUC